CUGAUCUGAACCUGCUGCUAGCUCAACACGUCGACAUGGAGAAGAUAAACAGAGAGCCGUGGACGUUGUGACUCUCUGCGCGUGUAAAUGUUCCUGUACCCGGGUUUAAUGUCUUCCUUUUGAAACUAACUUUGGUUUGAUUGAAGCUCCGCUGUAAAGGGAACAGCUGAUGGUCGUGACAACAUGGACGGUGGCCUGAGUCCGCAGGAUAAAAAAGACCUGGACAAGUUCAUAAAGUUUUUCGCCUUGAAGACAGUCCAGGUGAUCGUCCAGGCUCGCCUUGGAGAGAAGAUCUGCACUCACUCGUCUUCGUCGCCUACGGGCUCUGACUGGUUUAAUUUGGCCAUCAAAGACAUCCCCGAGGUGACUCAUGAAGCCAAGAAGGCGCUGGCCGGACAACUCCCCGGCAUCGGACGCUCCAUGUGCGUGGAGAUCUCGCUGAAGACGUCAGAGGGCGACUCCAUGGAGUUGGAGACUUGGUGUUUGGAGAUGAAUGAGAAGUGUGACAAAGACAUCAAGGUGUCAUACACCGUCUACAACCGCCUCUCUGUCCUCCUGAAGUCUCUGCUCGCCAUCACCAGAGUCACGCCCGCCUACAAGCUGUCCAGAAAGCAAGGACACGACUAUGUCAUUUUAUACAGGAUCUACUUCGGGGAGGUUCAGCUGAGCGGACUCGGAGAAGGUUUCCAGACGGUCCGUGUUGGUGUCGUUGGCACACCUGUGGGCACGGUCACGCUCUCCUGCGCUUACCGCACCAACCUGGCCUUCAUGUCCAACAGACAGUUCGAGCGCUCGGCUCCCAUCAUGGGGAUCAUCGUGGAUCACUUCGUGGAUCCUCCCUGCGGCAGCCAGCGGCCUGCACACAUGGGACAACCCUGCAACUACAGAGCUCCAGAUGACGAUGACGGAGCGUUCGCCGGCGUUCAGGACUCACAGGAAGUCUGCACCACCUCCUUCUCCACCUCCCCUCCCUCUCAGUGUGUGUGCACGCUCAGCCCUUCGCCCUCUAAACUGUCUAAGCCCCUCCCCCUGGACAGUCUGCAGAUUCCAUUGGCUCCUGGACUUGUCACUCACACUCUCAUUGCUUCCAGGUUGUCAUACCAGCCGUCAGCUCUUGGUGGAGCUGCUGAGCUGUGUAACCCAAAUCCAAACCAGAUGAUGCAUGCUGGGAAAGAAGGCGGGGUCAUGUUGCUUCCUGCUCAGCCUCCUCAUGGAGCAGACGCCCAUCUGACCGUGGAUCACGCCCCCAACACACCAGGCAGCGGCACUGAAGAUGACGGUCUCUCCCACAGCGGAGACGGACGGAGGGACGAAGGACGGAGGAGCGCCUCUCCCUCUGACCCUGUGGAGUCGCUCAACGCCUUCACAAGGAAGGUGGGAGCGUUUGUGAACAAACCCCACCCGACACAGUUAACAGCAGCCAGUCUGGAUCUCCCAUUUGCUGCGUUUGCUCCUCGCGGCCUGGACCCAGAGGAGAACGACCCCAUGGUGCAGCCUCCAGACUCUCCUCCAUGCCCCUCCCCACUGCAGGCCAGCCUGCACUCUCAGGGCUCAGAAGGAUCGGGACCGCAGGACGACUUUGUCAUGAUCGACUUUCGUCCGGCCUUCUCUAAAGACGACCUGCUCCCGAUGGAUCUGGGGACGUUCUAUCGUGAGUUUCAGAACCCUCCUCAGCUGGCGAGUCUCUCCCUGCACAUCAGCUCACAGUCCAUGGCAGACGACCUGGACUCUCUGCCGGAGAAACUGGCCGUGUACGAGAAGAACAUCGAUGAGUUUGACGCCUUCGUGGACAUGCUGCAGUGAGAGUGACGGCCUCGCUGUGAGGACGUGAAAAGAAUGAAAGGGAGAAUCAGACUGUGUAGUUUUUUGUCCUGUGAAUCAUUUCUGACACUUCCUGCCCGGCACUAUCGCCUCGCCGCUCACCACUUUGUACAGAUCGUCCUCGCCACUGUAAAUAGUAAAUACGACCGCCGGACACAGGUAGAAUUAAACAAAUCACAACAUGUCGUCGUUGUUAGAUUAACUGUAGCUUCUCUCUGCUGAACACGACGUGUUCCUCUUCAUCAUGGCCUUCUGACUCAAACUCUUCCUCCUGAUCUCGAGAAGCUGGUCUUUGAAACUCAUCUCUUUAGUCCCGUACGAGUGUUGUGAUCACAGACAGACAGUCUGGUGUCCAUAAAAAUGUAGAUCUCACUGCCUUUGCUCGAAGGAAAACGACUCACCGACCCUCGCCGGGUGUCUCCCAGCUGGUCUGGGAUUUAAAUUGCCAACUUUAGAGCCCUGUGUACAGAAAACGUGUCCACGCUUACACACAACCAGACGCCGGAGUGUUCUCACGGCUAGCUGCAGCAGCGGUCCUGCAGAGAGUAGUUUAGCGGCUCCAUGUUGCGUGUGAACUGAACGAUACGCUGGUGUAUAUUCGGAGGACGGACACACUCGCAGAACCUCGUCAUCGUCCACGACUGUUUGGUUGGAAGCUUUAAUUUAAUCGUUUUUUUUUGCUGUUGUUGGUCUAAAUGUCCUGAGAAAUAAAGCAUGGCUGCUCUGUUCAAU
This is a messenger RNA of Notolabrus celidotus (New Zealand spotty), 2553 nucleotides long. RefSeq names its product ATG13 autophagy related 13 homolog (S. cerevisiae) (gene atg13). The transcript has 18 exons. NCBI's taxonomy places the organism in Eukaryota, Metazoa, Chordata, Actinopteri, Labriformes, Labridae. Gene Ontology annotation, cellular component: phagophore assembly site; extrinsic component of membrane; Atg1/ULK1 kinase complex. The coding region runs from base 184 to 1803 and encodes 539 amino acids. The record is from RefSeq and is a predicted model, not a curated record. Gene Ontology annotation, biological process: mitophagy; protein localization to phagophore assembly site; piecemeal microautophagy of the nucleus.